Laetiporus sulphureus 93-53 is the source of this 3757-nucleotide messenger RNA. RefSeq lists its product as uncharacterized. The transcript is spliced from 8 exons. Lineage: Eukaryota; Fungi; Basidiomycota; Agaricomycetes; Polyporales; Laetiporaceae. The coding region runs from base 271 to 3489 and encodes 1072 amino acids. The record is from RefSeq and is a predicted model, not a curated record.
UCCCAAACAACUUCGUCUCCCGCUUCCUGUUCUUUCUGCCGUAGUAGCGUGCCACUAGUCGCUGAUUGCCAUCCGAUACAAUAAAAUUGCAGCUGAAGUAAGGGUCUGAGUCGGAAUUCGUCGGAGGUGGAUCGUGGCUGGUCUCUCCUUCGUACCUCCAGUGGACGUUUUAAGACGAGCCGACCGCGUCGAGCCAAAAAGGUCACUGGAUCCUACCCAUUCAGAGUGAACAAGCAGCAGCCUAUACAGAAGAUACGGUUGGACUACAAGAUGGACUCUGAGGGCAAAUUGUGUUUCAAGGACGGGAAGGAGUUUCGCGAAAUCUUCGACAUAACGUCGAGCUCGAAGAAGCCGCCAAAUGGCUCUGGCAGGAAGCCAGUCCGCCGAGACAUGUUCAAGAAGGUAUAUCCUCCUAGACAGGCCGGUGACGCGACAGUCGAACAGAGUUGGCGAGAGAGGCAGAUGUAUCAAGCAUUCAUUGACGUGGUAGCAGACAACAAGCUCUGUCCGGGAUACAAGUUCACAUCGCCCGCGGACAAGGGCGACAAGGACGACGACACGAAGCAGAGAGUCGACGUGGCGAUGUUCAAGGAGGUGGCCCCGACAGACGGCGCGCCACACUGGGGUGAUCAAGCGCUGUGGGUCGAAUUCAAGAGAGAUGGCGCCGCUGAUCCAUUCAAAGACAACGAGCUGGCGGCCAAUAAGUUGAAACGUUCGGACACGUGGGCACAGCUCAUCACGUACGCCGCGAGAGUCUUCGAGACCCAACACCGGACCCAUCUCUAUUCCAUCCUCAUUUGUGGUCGCACCGCCUACAUCAUGCGUUGGGACCGAUCCGGUGUGAUCGUGACGAAGGGCUUCAAUUACAUUACGAAAGCCGAGCUGCUUGCCGAUUUCCUCAUCUCAUUCGCUGGCAUGAGUCCUGCACAGCAAGGCUACGACACUACUGCUGAGCUAGUCGAGCCGGGCUCCGCGGACUACGAGCUGAUGGACAACGCUGUGACCGAUUGCCAGCUCACGGCGCAAUAUGUGAAGGACUACUUCAUUGAGUCGUUGGCUGACGACGCUCCCCGCUGGAGAUUGAAGGUGGAAGGCUAUAUCCGACCCUUCCUGGUUGGCAAGCCUCAUUUCAGAUCAUGGGGAGUGUUUGGCCGUGGCACGAAGGGCUUCGUGGCAUACGAGGCUGUAGAGAGGAAGUUCUGCUGGCUGAAGGAUACGUGGCGCAUCGACCUCCUCGGGAUGGAGAAAGAAGGGACCAUCAUCAUAGAGCUCGAGAAGGAGGGCGUCGUCAACAUCCCCAGCGUUCUCUGUCACGGGGAUGUCCUGCACGAAGUCGGAGAUGAGCUCGUGGCGCAAUCCACCCUUGCACAAAAAUAUCUUGAAGACAUGCGCGAGGAUGCACUCAACGUGGAUAACACGAAGAAAGCCGAGACGAAGGGGCGGCCAGGGCGGCCUGCCUCAAGAAAGGCUCAGCGCAAUUCGAAAAUUUCCCAGCGCGGUGCGAAGCAGAAUCAGGCGUAUAACCAGGUAGCUGAAGCAAGCUCGUCGCGUCAAGUCACAAGCAUUGACAAUGAAUUUCCGCAAAGCGACGAGCAACAAGAAGUUGCUGGAAAAUCUAGCAGCAGCGAGCAGGGUGAGGAGAACGGAGGGAGCACAUCAGUUGCUGUUCAGACCUCGAUGGGAGAGCAACAAGCGCGACCGGGUUCGUCGCUGCAUGCACAUGAUGCCGCACAUGUCGGAAACUCUAUAGCGGAGGAGAACGUGAAUUCGUCGGCGACGACAGAACAGGAAGCAGCUCAGCCUUCAACUUCAGGCCAACAGCACGUCACGGAAGAGCAGGACGACAGCGCCAAUCACGCCGGUCCCCAGAUUCCUAUCAGGAAGUAUACACACUAUCGGCUCGUUGAGAACGAGGUCGGAAUGCGCCUGGAACAUUUUAGGAGCGGUGUGGAACUGGUAUCUGCAACAUGUGAUGCCCUGAUAGCUCAUUCGCAGGCUUUCGAGAAAGCGUCUCGUAUUCAUCGAGACGUCAGCUCCAACAAUAUCGUCAUCGUCUUGGAUCCAGGAAACGAAGAUGAGACCCAGGGUCUGCUCUGCGACUGGGAAUUUUCAAAGCUCGUGGCAACUGACCCGGCCGUGGAACGGCAGAGGCAGAUUAACCGUACGGGUACAUGGCAAUUUCAAUCCGCCAUGGUCCUCCUCCAACCGGCUAAAGCCGUUGAGGUCGCUGACGAGCUGGAGGCCUUCUACUAUGUCCUGCUUUAUAACGCGCUCCGAUAUCUCCACAACACCUGCUCUGAUCUCCCUGAAUUGAUGUCUGGCCUCUUCGAUCUGGCGGUGUUUUCUAACAAUGAUUAUUGGUGUCCAACACACAAGUACCUCACUGUUACCAGCGGCCAACUUAAGUGGUUGGCUCAGAAGAUUUAUUUUCUCCCUGCCAAGCUUCCCACUGGUACUCAAGUUGACGUAGAUGCACUUUCAAACGAGCAUCCGCUAAAUGGCAUUCUAUCUACGCUGCUGGACUGGUUCAAGGCGCGUUACGUUGUCGCGGAUGCUGACGGCAAACUCAAUCCGCCGAACUAUCUGAGGCGUGCCGCUGCAAAAGCAUCACAUCCAGCACCAUCCCUCGCCCCUGAGAAUGAUGGCGAUCAGGCUCAGAAGGUUCAAGUAGCUGCAAACCUUCAGGCCAAAUGGAGGCGGGUGGCCACACAAAGCGACCUUAUUGCUCAGAACGAAGCAGCCCAGAAGAGGAUAAAGGCUAACACAAUUGUCGAACAGCGGGAUCUGGCGCGCAACUUGGAGACACACGAAGCGAUGAUCAGUCUGCUCAUCAAUACUAUGGCGCACAAAGAUUGGCCAACGAAGGACAGAGCGGGCGACCAACUACCAGGUCACAGUCACGGGAAGGUGAUUCUGCACGAGGAGACGAGCCAUGAGCCCGCGCCUGAUCCGGACGCCAUUGCUACGCGCACUCGUCAGCGGAAGCGCAGUGCCCAUGCGAGCGUGGACGAUAACAGCUUUGAUGAAACCGACGAACGUCCAGCGAAACGUCGAACAAAAAUACCUGCUCCACAGUUUACUCGCGCAUCGAGCUCUCGCGGCACCAAGCGCGGAGCUUCAGACGACGACGGCUCUGAUGGUCCUUUGGAACCGCCAGCGAAACGUGCGCGGACGUCGCGCACCACUGCUCCGGCGAGCCAGUUGCGAAAUGCGCCAGCCGCGUCGGGAUCUCGCACCAACCGCCCUCGUCCCGCAUCCAAGCCUUCAUCGCGGACUCGCAAGGCUGAUAUAUCCAUGCCACCUCCCCCUGUGCCGGCUGACAGCCGCGGCAGCGCGAAUGCUCCGGCUGCAUCUCGCUCACGUUCGAGUCGCUCUCAGGCCGUCCAAGGCCAUUCGCCUACCAAUGAGGCUGCUGAUGUGGCCAUAACUGGCGCGAGGAGGUCCGGGCGAUUGUCGGCGAAGGACAAGGGUAAGGCGCGGGCAUACUAACCGUGACUACCCUACCUAGUUCAUAGUAUCGUUCGGCUUGGAACCUGGUGGAGUUUAUUGUUAUACAUAUGCUCACCGCUAUUCACUUCACAUGUAUGCUAUUUGUCUCUCAUCACCAUCAUCUGAUCACCACAAUUGUAGCAAUAGAGGGUAUCUGUCAUGGGACUCUAGCACGAAUCGGACUCUUGUUCGCUCAUGGCUUCCAAUUCUGCUGAAUAGUUCCAAACCUGUAUCGUUGUUGCAAUCAUAGACUCUAGUUGAUCAUGAC